CUAGUCGACUAGCGUGACUCCGCAAACGCGGGUCUCCGAUUCUUCCUUCGGCCUAUUGUAUAAACGUUAUCUAUUUCUACAACAAUAAAAAAGAAACCCAAAAAAAAAACCAAAACAAUAUUCAGUAACGAAAUAGUACAAAAAUUAAAACAAAAAUAUUUAACUCAAAAAAAAAACAAAUCUUUUCUUUCAAAAAAAAAAAAAAAAAAAUAUUUAAAAAGUAUGCUCACUUUUAAAGGAAAUACGAGUGCGCAAAAUCCAAACAAAAAUGACAAAACUCUUGUAGAAUUUGAUAUUUUUCGAUUCAUCAAAUCAGAAUCAAAAGUCAGAGGCCUUUGACACACUUUUUUUUAGUCAUUGUCCCAAAUUUUUAAUCGAUUGAAAACCUACAAAAAAAAAAAAAUAUUGUGAUUGUUUCUAUAUAGAUAUAAAACAAAAAUUCUCAUUGUUAUCAAAGACCAAACGAAUUGUUUGGUAUAUUUUUAAAAUCGCCUUCGCGGGCUAUUUUCAUUUUAUACAAUAUAAAGGAAGUUUUCUAAUGAUGAUAAAAAUGUUUUCGAUUUUCAUCUACACAGUUUGAUAAUACAAUAAUUCGAAAAUAAAUAAAACGAAUAGAUAACACUUGCAAAAAUGACUUCAUGCCGCACGUGAUUUUCCUACGUUAAUAUAAAAUUUAAGACUGCAACAAAGCGAAGCCUCUUCUUUGUACUCGUCAAUAAAAAAAAAACAAAAAGAAUUCGCGUUUUUCAAUAUGCCGAAUAAAAAAAUUAGAAAUCGAGAUGGACAACGAGACAAAGAUUUCUUCGCCGACGAAAUAUCAUCUAUCGGCAUGUCAUUACGACCAAGCGGAAGUGCUUCUUCUGGCAUUUCAAGUUUGGCAAGUUGUGGCGAAGUUGACAACUUGCCUGAAUUGCCACCGCAAGAUGAAGAGAGGCUGCAACGAGCAGCUAGAUUAUUGCAGCAGAGACUGGUCUUGCGUCAGUGGUUAGCAGACCAUGGCCUUCACAAUUAUUAUCAAAGGCUCAUGCAAAUGGAAGUUGUAUCUUUGGAAGACGUUUACUGGGUGGAAGACAAUGCAGCACGUUCGGCUUUGGGAAAAGAUCUUCCUAAGUGGAUUCAAGCUCGACAGACUUUGCCCACCUCUAAGGAAGAUUUGGAAGCCCUUAAAGCUGAUCUUUGGAGUUCUGUUGUUAAAAAUAGUCAACAUCAGGACGCCUAUACUUGGGGCGGAAUGUUGGUGGUCUCAGUCUCAGUUGCCGGACUCGUUACCCUGGCAGCGAUGACCCAACCGGCAUUGGCUCCAGAAGCAAAACAUUCACUUCUUCAAUAUGUCACAGGAAAAUAUCUUUUGCCUAGUAAUUGUCGAGUUCAUUUCGAAUGGGAGGAACCACAAUUAGUUGGAGAAACAAUGACAUUCACCGUUAAAUUUUAUCAGCGAAAUGGUCAGCCAUAUCCUAUUUGCGACGAGGACAAUCUCAUUGUCGAGGUGACAGAAGGAGCGCGAAGAGUAGCAACUUUAAUAGAAUUAGGAGGAAUGGAUCCUCUCGCGGCAAAUGCAGCAGUUGUUAAAUUUACUGUCCGACAUGCCGGACAAUAUCGUAUAGCCGUUCUUAUCGGUUCAUGCCACGUUUACGGCAGUCCUUUCCUUAAAAUUUUUCUUCCCGGACCUCCAGAUCCAAAUAAAACUGUUUUCGUUCGUCAAAGUUCGACAGUUGUUUGCACUGCGGGCGUUCCUCACUCGUUGACAAUUGAACCGCGAGAUGAAUACGACAAUCUCUGUAUAUUUGGUCCUGGUGACAUUCCCACAGAGGGAUAUGAUGUAAAUAUUACUCAAAUCGGUAACGUAGGAGAAGAAACAAUACCAGUGGAUUGUAAAAUUCAACUCGAUUAUGAUUCGCCAAAUCAAAGGAUUCGAUUAAAAGUCAGUUUUCCAAGUGGUGGAUGCUUUCAUGCAACUGUUAGCUUAAAAGGCCUACAACUUCACAAUGGUGACUUUUCAAUAAUAGUCCUCGAGAGUGCUGUUAGUAGAGCUGUUCAUCAAAGUGUAGCAUCCAAGAAUUUUGACACUUGUUAUUCAGCAAAAUUAUUGGGAAUGCAGGGCGAACGAUUUGCGAAACCAAAGAAAGUCUUUUGUUUUAUUUCACCUAAACAAUUGACAAUUAAAGAAUAUCUUCUCAGGUUUAUACCAAAGCGCCUUGUGACAUUUCGACUCUGUCCCUCGACGAAGUUUUACUUUGAAAGUUCAAACAGUGACUCGUUUACAAUUGACGAUGGUUGUCAACCUCCGGUAGAAUUGAUUUCACAUUGUCGUGAUAUUAUUGCUGCCACAUUUACUCUAUUUUUACUGAAAAACAUCGGAGGAAGUGAAACGUUUGCCGAUAAACAGGAUUUCUUUUAUCAUGAAGUACGAAAACAUCAUCAAAAACAUUAUCACGAGAAAUUAUCAAUAAAAGUUCAACGUGAAAAACUUCUUGAAUCCUCUAUGAAAGCAUCUAAAGGUUUUUCGGUCAGUGACUGGUGCAGAAAUUUUGAAAUUACAUUCCAAGGCGAACAAGGUGUCGAUUGGGGUGGCGUUCGUCGUGAAUGGUUUGAAUUAAUAUGCGCUUCACUUUUUAAUGCGGGCAAUGGUUUAUUUUCAUCGUCAGGCGAUUCACAACAGGCAUUGGUUCAUCCAAAUAAUAAACGACCAUCACAUUUAAAAUUGAAACAUUAUGAAUUCGCUGGUCGAAUUGUUGGCAAAUGUCUUUAUGAAUCGGCACUUGGUGGAUCAUAUCGACAAUUGGUGAGAGCACGUUUCACUCGUUCAUUUCUUGCACAAUUAAUUGGAUUACGCGUUCAUUAUAAAUAUUUCGAGCAAGAUGAACCCGAUUUAUAUUUAAGUAAAGUGAAAUAUAUAUUGGAAAAUGAUGUCGAAGAAAUGGAUCUUUAUUUUAUUGAAGAGGAAUACGAUAAUGAUGGACAAUUAAUAAAAAUUGCUGAAUUAAUACCGGGUGGUGGUAAAAUUAAGGUAACUAAUGAGACAAAACUUCGUUAUCUCGAUGCAUUGGCACAACAUCGACUUGCAAGUUCAUCGCGUAAUGAAAUUGAUCAUUUUCUAAGGGGACUUAAUGAACUUAUUCCUGAUAAUUUGCUUGGAAUUUUUGAUGAAAAUGAACUUGAGUUGCUUCUUUGUGGAACUGGUGAAUAUAAUGUGGCGGAUUUGCGUGCUCAUCAUAUAGCCAAUGGAAAUUCAAAUGAAUUUUUACGUGUAUUGGAUUGGUUUUGGACGGCUGUCAGUAAUUUUACUCAAGAAGAAAUGGCGAGAUUACUUCAAUUUACAACUGGAUGCUCGCAAUUGCCUCCGGGUGGUUUUCAACAAUUGAGCCCUCGAUUUCAAAUCACAGCUGCGCCAACAUUUGGCAAUUUACCCACUGCACACACUUGCUUCAAUCAACUUUGCUUGCCUGACUACGAGUGCUACGAUAACUUCGAAAAGGCUCUUCUUCUUGCAAUCAGCGAGGCCGAAGGCUUUGGAAUGAUUUAAAAAACAAAAAUGAUAGAUAUAAAAAUAAUAAUUAGGAUCUAUCAUUCUAUCUCUCUAGUCUAUUUCUUAAUCUAGCUCAAAAAUUUUAUUUAAAAAAAAGAAGCAUUUUUAUUUUACGCUCAACGUAAUACACCUGUAAAAUACAACUACAUUUUCUACUCUAUUAUAUACGUCGCAAAUAUUUCACAUUUAUCAUUUCAAUAUAAUAAUAUAUAUUUUCUUUUGAAUUCAAAAUUUUUUCAACAUUUUCUAAAAUUCAUUUAUCAAUUAGUCUUCUUUAAAUGUUCAUUUCAUAAAAAUUCCUUAAAAUUAGUAACAAAUUAUUUCCUUUUUUAUUUAUUCGAAAUAUUUUGAAUUCUUUCAAAAUAUAAUGUAUAUUAAUCACCAGAGAAAAUUUUUCAAGUCACAAAUAUUUAUAUAG
Leptopilina boulardi is the source of this 3944-nucleotide messenger RNA. Its product is annotated as apoptosis-resistant E3 ubiquitin protein ligase 1. Gene Ontology annotation, molecular function: ubiquitin-protein transferase activity. Gene Ontology annotation, biological process: negative regulation of apoptotic process; protein polyubiquitination; positive regulation of protein catabolic process. Lineage: Eukaryota; Metazoa; Arthropoda; Insecta; Hymenoptera; Figitidae. The coding region runs from base 752 to 3523 and encodes 923 amino acids. The record is from RefSeq and is a predicted model, not a curated record. The transcript has 14 exons.